CCCCGUCCUCUUUUUCAUCGACUCAACUCACAACCCUCCCUCAAAUUUCCCAUCUCUCUCUCUCCGUCUCCCUUUAUUUCACGACGCCUACUCAGGGACGGCGGUCCCCCUCCCUUUUUCCCCCACCCUCUUUCCCCCUUCACCCCUCUCUCUCCCUCUCGGCAUUAGACUCCCCCUUCGAGAGAGAGAGCCAUGGCGGGCCAACGCCGGGCAAAGAAGUCCGGUAGGGGGCCUGCGGCGGCCGGCGGCGGCGGCAGGAAAGGCAACAACAAUGGAGCGGAGAGAGCAACGCGGUCUCGCAAAGGAAGGUUCGCCAAUCUAGAUGAUCACCCGGAAGCAGAGCUGCGACUCAAAAGACGGCUCAAAGAGAUGAAUCUUUACGCAGCCGAUACAAAGGGCGAUGGCAACUGUCUCUUCAGAGCCCUCUCGGACCAAUUGUAUGGCGACGCAGCACAUCACUACAGGCUGCGGCAGGAGCUGUGCGACUACAUCGAGGCAAAUCCGGAGAGAUUCCGGAAUUACAUUGAAGGGUCCGAGGUGGAGAGCUACGUGCACAACAUGCGUCAGGACCACGUCUAUGGCGGCGACAAGGAAAUCAGCGCAUUUGCCUUUGCCAAGCAAAAAGUCGUCAAAAUCAUUGUCGGUGGUGACGACUUCAACAUUCAGGACGAUAUCCAGGACGGCGGACGGACGAACCGGGAGAGGGAGCGAAAGGAGAGGCAGCGCCGCAAGGACCAGAGCAAGGUGCCUAUCGGCGCUACGGGCGCACCCUUGACGGCUCGGGAGCAGCGGCGGAUCAAGAGAGGCAAGGGAAAGGACUGCGACGAGGGUAAGGCUGUCCAGGCAGGGCCUUCGAAGCUUCCCGAUGGCUCCAUUGUGGAGGCAUACGGUCCUGUCUACCUCGCAUACCAUAAAUGGGAGCACUACAGUUCCGUGCGGAAGAUCGGAGGGCCUCAUACCGGCUUGCCUCGCUUGACCGAAGGGAACAACGACAUUCUCAGCGGUGCAAACGGCCGACGGCGGGACGACGAAGAAGAGGAAGAGGAAGUGGAAGAGGAAGAGGGAGAAGCGACAGACGGCGAGAGGCUUCUCAUCGAGCACUUGCAAGAACCCAUCCCUCUGCGGACGGCACGCUUCUAUAUCCGCCAGAACGAAGGCGAUUGGAAGAAGGCUCUCGAAGCGCUCGAAGCGCUGCACUUGGCCUCUUCGCCCGAGGGGAGCUCCAAUGUUGACCAAUCCGACGACGGAGACGCUCAGUCUUUGGAUCGCAGUGGGAGCGAGAGCGCGGAUGAAGAGCAUGACGAUGAUGAGACCGACUACGAGCCGGACGAGGCGAUACGAUCUCGCCCGGUGCCGUCUUUGGACGACGAAGCGUUCGAGGCUCGCGAUGCCGUUCGGCAACGCCAGAGCCGGCUCUCUCUUCACCAGAGAGCGGAAGAGCGGUCGGCUUCGGUCUCUUCACGCGAAGCAGAAGCCGUUGCCGACGCACUCGACGCUGAGCGAAGGCGAUCUGGGGAACAACUCGAAGAUGAUGAUCACGACAACAUGGUCCUGGACAACUCGCAUCUGUACUUUGGCUUGUCCCACGACCCCCGACACGGAGGCUUGCCCGACCAUCUUCGAGAUUGGCGCGCCGCCAGCCCCGCUUCGGUUGACACUGCGGGCACACACAGCAGCGCAGACGGGGCGAGCACCUCUACCCGCGCCACGACCGACGAAGCUCACGACGACGGCCAAGGCAGCACAGCCUCGACUGCAAAGUCGCCACCCACCGAGGCCGGUGACGGCGUCAGCAGCAAGUUGGACGCGGCGAGGAGGAGCAAGAGGCCUGCGUCAAAGGACCCUAUCUCCCUGCGAAGCCCUAAGCGACGGUCCAGGAGCCGUUCACCUGCCGAGAUGCCGCACGACGAUGGCGAGACAACGAGCGCGGCAAGAGCAAUUGCCAAUAUCCGAGUCGCAACGGGCAACUCGACGCCCGUGCACACACGCUCCGAUCUCGAGCUCUCUUCUUCGCCGACCUCAUCCUCCUCUUCGGCGGGUUACGGACUGCGGUCCAAAGCAGCCCUCGCAUCCACUCUUCCAUUGGAGAGGCGCGAAUUACCGAAGCUCGUCGCCCUCGAGUCGUCUCAGUCCUCAUCUCCCCAGCAUUACCAGCAUACCCUUACACCGGCCCCCACCUUGCUGCGCAAGCGUGGACCCGGUCGGCCGAGAAAGGACGGCCUUCCACCAGGAAGCCUCAAGACGGGCAGUGGCGCCGAAGCGGCCAAAGCUCCUUCAACAGCAGCUGUUGCCAGUCUCUCCGAUCGAGGCCCUUGAUAUUCAACUUGCACCAAUCUGCUCGGCAUUCCAGCUGCUCUCCCGAUUAUUUACCUCGUCUUGCCCCCCUGUCAGUCAUACACCUCAGACGCUCAGCAUUGUACUCAUAGAUCAACAACUGCCAUAUCUAGUCAUUUGAUCCGUCACUGCUUUUUACUCGACGAUUGGGGCCAUUCUGCUGAAGGUGGCAAGCCGCGGUCGUUGGCUUCAUAGAUGUCGUGGCGGAAGAGAUGACCGGCAAAACAGAUGACCUUCAAGAGGAGCAUGAAAGAUCGCCCGUAUCGAAAGUUUUCAGGCUACUUUGAAGACAGCUAGGCACGCAGGUUGAGGACAAGGAAGGCAAAGGGGUGCAGUACGCAUCUUCGGGCACGCCACGAUCUUCGGCUUAAAGUACUCGGAG
This is a messenger RNA of Acaromyces ingoldii, 2716 nucleotides long. RefSeq names its product cysteine proteinase. Gene Ontology annotation, molecular function: cysteine-type deubiquitinase activity. The record is from RefSeq and is a predicted model, not a curated record. Lineage: Eukaryota; Fungi; Basidiomycota; Exobasidiomycetes; Exobasidiales; Cryptobasidiaceae. Gene Ontology annotation, biological process: protein deubiquitination. The transcript has 6 exons. Bases 193 to 2316 code for a protein of 707 amino acids.